AUGGCGAUCCUAUCAUUGCUCUUCCAAGGUGAAGUCUGGCGAGAGGCUCUACCCUGGGUGGCUUCUGCAAUUGUGGCUUGUUUUACGAUUGUCUUGGCUCGUGGAGAGCGUCCUCAUUAUGGGUUCCCAUUGAUAGGGAUGGAGUAUAGCCGAUUCGGACGCAUGGACUACGAAAAGGCGCUUGCCCGGUUCUUGGGAGGGUUGACAAAGAUAUAUCAAACAGGAUUGAGAGAAGUGCAAGGGAAAGGGUUUCAAAUUUUGACGAACACAGGAUUCAAAAUCAUUCUCCCUCCUUCCUACAUCGAUGAGCUUCGCAAUCAACCGAACCUAAGUUUGACGGGCUUCCUAGAAAAUGAUUUCUUUGCAAGCAUCCCGGGAUUCGGCGCGUUUGGGGCAGCUGCCGGUGGAGAAGUCAUUCAAGAGACAGUAAGGGUUAAGUUGACCGGAUCUCUGGCCCACGUUACCAAUGAUCUAUCAGAUGAAAUGUCAUAUUUUACAAAUGAGUAUAUGCAGCCGGGGACUGAUUGGGAGAAUAUCAGCUUUUAUGAUAUCUCGAUGCGCGCAGUAGCCCAGUUAUCUGCCCGUGCAUUUCUGGGGAAGAUGUUAUGCAGAGACAAGCAAUGGCUAGAUCUGUCGGUUAUGUUUACUAUCCAUGCUUCUCAAGCUGCUCGUGCCCUCCGAUCGUGGCCACGGUUUACGCGCCGAUUCAUCCACUGGUUCCUUCCCGAGACUCGAACACUCCGAAAUGAUGUCGCUGCUGCCCGCCGAAAGAUUCAACCCGAGCUUAGCCAAAGAAACAAGGACCGAGUGAGAUACUCUGCCGACGGAAAGGAAGCUCCCAAACUCAUGGACACUCUUCAAUGGAUGGAGGAUGCAGCCAAGGGACGUUCAUUUGACUUUGUUCACGGCCAGCUCGGUUUGACAUUUGCGGCAGUACAUACCACCUCUCAUCUGUUGCAAAAUACGCUAUAUGAUCUUUGUACUCAUCCGGAGUAUAUCGAUCUUCUGCGAAAGGAGAUUAUUGAUGUAUUUGGCAGCGAAGACGAAGAGUGGAAGAAGACUUCCCUCUAUUCGCUCAAAAUGAUGGACAGUGUACUAAAAGAGUCGCAGCGGGUCAACAUGGUAACACUUUCCGCUAUCAGUCGCCGGGUCGAAGAAACGACCACGCUUUCCGAUGGAACUGUCCUCCCCAAGAAUGCAAUGAUCACCGUUCCCACAAGAGAACGUAUGCUGGACGAAGGCAUUUGGCCCGGAGGUGAUAAAUGGAUUGGACGUCGUUUCUAUGACCUCCGCGCACAGCCUGGCCAAGAAAGUAAGUGGCAAUUCGUGAGUACUAGCUCUGAUCAUUAUGGCUUUGGUCAUGGUAAGCAUGCCUGCCCUGGCCGGUUCUUUGCCUCGAACGAAGCGAAAGUGAUACUGGUCCAUGUACUCAUGAAAUACGACUGGAAAUUCCUUCCUGGUCAAGAGCGGCCCAAGAGCUCCACCAGGGGGUCCGAAAACUUGGUUGAUCCGAAAGCGAUCUUGAUGUAUAAGAGUAGGAAAAGUGAGAUUCAAUUCCCAGGUGAAAAGAUAUCACCUUCUGUGGGCUGA
This is a messenger RNA of Penicillium soppii, 1590 nucleotides long. Its product is annotated as cytochrome P450. Bases 1 to 1590 code for a protein of 529 amino acids. The transcript is spliced from 6 exons. Gene Ontology annotation, molecular function: oxidoreductase activity, acting on paired donors, with incorporation or reduction of molecular oxygen; monooxygenase activity; iron ion binding. NCBI's taxonomy places the organism in Eukaryota, Fungi, Ascomycota, Eurotiomycetes, Eurotiales, Aspergillaceae. The record is from RefSeq and is a predicted model, not a curated record.